AUGUCAGGCUCCGAAACAGUAAUUGAACAAGGAUUGCAGGACAGUAAGGAGGAAAUUAAUCCAUCCACGAGCGCAGUAAACUCACCACCUGGAAUUCCGAAGGUCAUCAUCAAUGCCCCUGAUGGAGAUACACUCAAUCAAGGGGACAAAUUAAUUUCGGAUGUCAAGCAGAGGUACUCCGAGAUUAUUCAAGUUCCAGAGGAUGGUCUCACAGUGCAUCAACUCAUCCAACUGAGGCAGAUACAGCUCAGGGUGGACAGUAUUACGGAGGUUUAUCAGGAACUCACCAAGGUCAUCAUGACCGACGAGGAUGUCACCUCCGAGGAUUUGGACGGCCACGAUAGGAUCUUGGAUUCCGAAUGGGCAGAAUUACUCACCAUCCAGGGGAGCCUGAUCGAGUCCAUUCCACACGAUUACCCGUAUCUCGCGAACGGGGUAUUCGAGCAGGCAGCCACCACCAGGAAGCAAUGCGUCAGGCUCAUCAGCAGGUUGACGGGUCAACUGGCUAAGAAAGCUCAGCCACCCAGUACACCACCGAGUCCUCAACACCACGAUCAGCUGAAGAGACUGGACAUCAAGCCUUUUGAUGGCAAUCCUUCACAGUGGAAGGAGUUCAGUGACCUCUUCACUUCACUGGUGGGCAGCAAAUCUACAAUUCCCCCAGUGGAGAAAUUGGUGAGGCUGAAGAGCAGCCUCAGAGGACCAGCAGCAGCUCUGAUCUCUACGAUACCCAUCAGCGAUCAGAAUUAUGAGAACGCAUGGAGAAAGCUCCAAAAGAAGUACGAUGAUCCCAGACUUUUGGCACAGUACUUAUUUAAUCGAGUCCUGGAGUUGCCAAAAAUCACCAAACCCACGGAACAGAAUCUCACCGACAACGUGGCAGCAGUGGUCGAGUCGCUGGACCAGCUCAGAACAGUGGCCGGCCUUUCAGAAGCGAACCUAACUGAACAGCUGUUCGCUCACCUCCUGAGGAAGUCCUUGGACGCAGAGACUCUCAGACAAUGGGAGUUGAAAUUGGGAGACGCCAAGGAUUUCCCCAGUCUCACAGAGUUCGUCGUAUUCGUGGAGUCCUGUGCCAGGGGUAUCAACGCAGGGUCCAAACUCCACUCCAGACAGCAGAUCACCGCUCCCAGCAAACCACCUAUUAAGAAGAAAGGAGCUUACGCAGCAACUCAACAAGUGGAGGACAGCGCUCAGCAGAACAGUCACCAAAGGAAAGAGUGUUCCAUGUGCAAAGGGAACCACUUUGUUGACAAGUGUCAGCAAUUCAAGGAGCUGGACCCAGUAAAGAGAAACGGCCUGGCCAUCGACAAGAAACUAUGCUUCAGGUGCCUGGGCACGCACAAAAAAGACAGGUGCAGCUCAGACGAACAAUGCCACAAGUGCAAAGGAUCUCACCACACUCUGAUCCACGGAGGCAGCAGGUACACAGGAUGGGCUCCUCCACGUCGUGACUCGGAAGCUGCAGGGUUCUCUGGAACUGCCAACAGACCUGCAGAAGAGAGGAUCAACGAGGACCAGACUAAGCCCAGUACAUCAACACCAGCAGUUAACCUCAACAAUCAGAUGACCAAUGGGAACCAGCAGUCAAAUCAACCUUCAGAAGAUCAACAAUCGGUGCUGUUGGCGACAGCCCGAGUUACAGUGAAAUCACCACGAGGAUUCUCCAGCAGAGCCAGAGUCCUCAUCGAUCAGGGAUCAGAGGUGUCAUUCAUCUCAGAAAAACUAGUAAAUCAACUGCACUUGUCCAGGAAAUCAACAACGUUGGAAUUAAUCGGAAUUGGAGGAGUUAAUUCCGGCAGCACGAGAGGAUUGGUAUCAGUUACACUUCAGGCAAUCAACGGAAAACAACAGGUUCAGAUCAGCGCCCACAUAUUGAAGAGACUCACCGCAAUUCUACCAUCGUUCUCAUGUGCCUCAGCGAACAUCGGUUCAUUAGAAAAUCUCCAGCUAGCAGAUCAGCAGUAUCUCAAGCCCGGACCAAUCGAUAUCAUCAUAGGGGCUGACAACUACGGGCGAAUCAUCAGAGAUGAAGUUGUCAAGUCCAAGCAGUCAAAAGUCGUCGGCCAACGCACAGUCUUUGGUUGGAUUCUAUCAGGUCCAAUCAACUGCACCGGUUGUUCAGCGAGGAUCUCCCUAUCAGCUGUAAGGACCUCCUCAAACGAACAACUUCUAGAACUUCUCCAGAAAUUUUGGGUCCAGGAAGAGUUACCAGUUCAGCAGUCAGACAAUUCAGAGUUAUCACCAGACGAGCUGGAGUCAGCUCUCGGGGAGUCGAAAUUCAAGGCUUCGCGUCAGCUCAGAUCUACAGUCAGCAAACUCACCAAUAAUCAGGCAUAUGCCCAGCUGUACAAGGAGUUCAUCAACGAGUACGAAACUUUGGGUCAUAUGCAAAGAGCACCAGAGACAGCAGAACCCGUUCCAGUUUAUUAUCUUCCACACCACGGGGUUCUGAGAGCAGAUGCAAUCACCACAAGGUUGAGAGUCGUCUUCAACGGCUCCAGCCCCACUUCAUCAGGAACGUCACUCAACGACAUUCUACAUCCAGGUGGAAAACUUCAGACCAACGCCAUGGACGUUCUAACAUGGAUGAGAAAGCACAGGCUCGUGUUUGGCACUGACAUAGUCAAGAUGUUCAGGCAAAUACGAGUUCAUCAGGACGAUUGGGACCUGCAGAGAAUUUUGUGGGUUGACGACAACAAACAGCAAAUCUCCUACCAGCUCACCACCGUCACCUACGGGCUCAAUUGCUCCCCAUGGCUGUCUCUGAGAGUUCUCCAGCAGUUAGCAGAGGACGAGGGUCCACGAUUUCCAGCAGCCGUCGAGACAAUCACCAGAGGUCGUUACGUAGACGACAUCUACGGCGGAGCAGACUCACCAGCAGAACUCAAGGAGAUAGUAUGGCAGUUACAAGGACUUUGCCAGGCAGGAGGCUUCCCUCUCCAGAAAUGGAGCAGUAAUUGCCCUCAGCUCUUGCAUGAGCUCGGCCUAUCAACAGAGCAAGAAGUCAUUCAGUUUGAAGAGUCCGUCACUAAGGUACUGGGUCUGUGUUGGCAUCAGUCGUCCGACACAUUCCAGUACAAAUCCAGAGACUUCAAAACAGAGACGAUCACCAAGAGAAUUGUCUCUUCAGAGAUAGCCCAGAUCUUCGAUCCUUUGGGAUUUAUCGCUCCAGUCGUCGUCCAGGGGAAAAUUCUCCUUCAGGAUCUCUGGAAACUCAAAUGCAGUUGGGAUGACCCCCUCCCCCAAGAGUACAUUCACCGGUGGGAGUCAUUUCGCCAGGAACUCACCGAACUAGAUAAAGUUGCAGUACCCAGAUGGCUCAGACUCUCACCUCAGACAAACGACAUCCAAUUACACGGAUUCGCAGAUGCCUCAACAGUAGCUAUGAGUGCUGUGGUCUACAUUCGCACUCAGAAUCUCAACGAGCCAGUCUCCACAGUUUUGGUCUGCGCUAAAACCAAGGUAGCACCGAUCAAGCGCAUGACUAUUCCAUGUCUGGAACUUACUGCAGCUCUCCUGUUAACUCAACUCGUAACAUCAACGCAGCAGAUGCUCCAGCUAGACCAGGUAGAAACUCACCUUUGGUCAGACUCAGCAGUAGCUCUCGCGUGGAUCAGGAGUCCGGCCUCGAGAUGGAAAGACUUCGUCCACAACAGAGUGGUAAAAAUCCAGGAAACUCUCCCGAAUGCCACUUGGAGACACGUCAGUGGGAAGGAGAAUCCAGCCGACUGCGCCUCCAGGGGCAUAACACCAAGUCAGCUAGCAGAUCAUCACCUCUGGUGGNUCGCGUGGAUCAGGAGUCCGGCCUCGAGAUGGAAAGACUUCGUCCACAACAGAGUGGACCCUGAAGACUGGCCACGAUCAACUAUCGAUGCUCCACCAAUGGACAUCCCAGAAGUGGCCAAAGAAGCGAAACCAGCAAAAUCUCACCCAGUCGUACAGAGAAUCAACGAGAUUGCCGAGCUCCUCAACAGAUACAGCACGAUGGCAAAGCUGUUAGCAGUAACAGCGACCAUCAACAGGGCCAUCGACAGAUUCAGGAGGCAGCCAAUGCCCCCGGGAUCUAUCUUGACCACCAGAGAACUCAACGAUCCGAGAUUAUUUUGGGUAAAAAUAACACAACACCAGUACUUUGUUUCAGAACUCAGAGUACUUCUCAGAAAUCAGCAGCUACCUAGAAAUCACCAGUUAGCGAAAUUCACCCCAACUCUGGACGAGAAGGGCAUCAUGAGACUUGGGGGACGCCCCAAGAACUCAGAACUCCCUCCAGAACAGAUCCACCCAAUAAUCUUGCCACGUCAGUCCAGAUUCACCACACUCGUCAUCGCAGAAGCUCACCAGAAGACCCUCCACGGAGGGACACAGCUCACUUUGGCCUACACUCGGCAACGCUAUUGGAUACUCGGUGGCAGGGGCACAGUUAGAGCCUACAUCCUACGCUGUGCUAUCUGCGCCAGACACCGAGCUAGACAGGCUCAGCAACAGAUGGGUCCUUUCGCCAUCCUCAAGUGGAGACCCACGAAUGCUCAACCGGGAUCAGUGCACAUCGCAGUGUUCGUGUGCUUCACCACGUCAGCAGUUCACCUAGAGCUCGUCAACAGGCAAACCAUAGAAGCCUUCCUCGGAGCUUACAAGAGAUUCACCGGAAGACGAGGUAUUCCAGCAGUUAUGUACAGUGACAACGCCACCACCUUCGUCGGAGCAGCAGAUCAACUCGAAAGGCGCUAUCACCAAGCAUCUAAAGGAAAUCAACGUGUUCAGGCUGCUCUCGCCACCAAUGGCACUCAGUGGAGCUUCUCACCACCUAGAGCACCCCAUUUUGGUGGCAAAUGGGAAGCAGCAGUAAAAUCAACGAAGCAUCACCUCAAGAGAGUCCUGGGAACGACAACUCUAACAUUUGAGGAACUCAACACAGUCUUAGUUCAGAUUGAAGCCUGCCUAAACUCCAGGCCAAUCUGUCCGAUGUCAGACGACCCAGAAGAUCUCCAGGUUCUCACCCCGGGACACUUCUUAAUCGGCGAGCCUCUACAGAUAGUACCAGAGUCAUCCUACGUCGACGAGAAUCCCCUCAAGAUGAGGAGAUGGAACCUCGUGACUCGGAUAGUUCAACAGUUCUGGUCCAGGUGGUCCAAAGAGUGUCUCCAACGAUACCAGGCUAUCUACAAGUGGAAGACACGCCAGCAGAACAUCGAGGUUGGUAACAUGGUGCUGAUGGUCGACGAUAACCUUCCACCAGCCCAGUGGCCAAUCGCCAGAGUCAUCGCGACUAGACCAGGAGCAGAUGGGCUCACCAGAGUAGCCACAGUCAGAACGAGCAAAGCAGAAAUCGGCAGACAUCAAGAUGGGUCGCCUAAUCUCCAGAACAUCACAGCAGCCCACUCGGUGUUUAACAGACCAAUCACCAAGCUCUAUCUGCUUCCUACAGACCCACCUACACCAGAACAACCUCCAGAAGAAGAUCACCCAGAUGAUGAAGACGAUCAACAGCAAGGGGACAUCCAGGAAUUGCAGGACUGA
Molecule: messenger RNA, 5520 nt
Organism: Diachasma alloeum
Lineage: Eukaryota; Metazoa; Arthropoda; Insecta; Hymenoptera; Braconidae
Exons: 5
Coding region: 1-5520 (1839 amino acids)
Biological process (GO): DNA integration
Molecular function (GO): nucleic acid binding
Source: RefSeq, a predicted model, not a curated record